Molecule: messenger RNA, 1884 nt
Organism: Heterostelium album PN500
Lineage: Eukaryota; Evosea; Eumycetozoa; Acytosteliales; Acytosteliaceae
Exons: 1
Coding region: 1-1884 (627 amino acids)
Biological process (GO): snRNA 3'-end processing
Cellular component (GO): integrator complex
Source: RefSeq, a predicted model, not a curated record
AUGCCUACAAUAUUAUUAUUAGAUGUUUCAAUGUCAAUGGCAAGAUCCAUUUACAUUGGAGACCAAUCUAAUUUGAAUGUUGCUGGAUCGACUACACCUCGAGGAGUAGGUGAAGAUGAUGUAUCUUCUGAAGAUGAUACCGAUAUCAGUACAUACAAAGAGUUGAUGAAGAAUGCAAUCUAUUACUUUUUGCAGUUGCUAGAGAAGAAUGGUCCUUACAUGUUGGAUUCUAUUGCAUUAAUUGCCUAUUCAUCGAAUGUCGUGGCAACUGUCAGCUUCACUAGAGAUAUUCAAUCGAUUCGUCAGUGUCUACUGGAUUUGACAUUGUGUGACACUACCAACCUACCGAAUGCACUGAACGAAGCGGUCAAGCUAACCAUUCAGAAAUACGGUGCAUCAGGUCAUCUCUUUGAGAUAUUGGUAUUCACAGAUGCCUGUACAACAUUCGAUAUUAAUAAACAACAAGAUAAUAAUAGUAAUAAAAUAACAACUACAAACAAUAAUAAUAAUAAUAAUAAACAAAAUGAUAAUCAACAACAAUCAUUACUUCAUCAAUUAAAUAUACCUUUUGUAAAUCAUUUACAUUUCAUAUCAAUUUGUACAAAUCAACAACAUAAACAUCCAUUAAAGACUGCUACCAAUCAAAUAUUUAAUAACUCUAUCAAAUCUACAUUGUAUAUCAUUAAACAAUACUCUACAAAUAAUAUCCGACUAUCAUUAACAGAUACAAUCAACUCAAUUGUUAAUAAUCAUUGUAUUGUAUUGAUAUCUUAUAAUAAUAUCAUAAUAUAUAUUAACUUUACAAUUUAUUUACCAAUUUUAGAUUCAUUUUAUAAGGGAUUACUUACAUUUGGUCAUUUAACAUCACCUAUUACACUAUAUCCUUCGAUUCACACGCUGUUUAAAUAUGUAUCGGAUCGAUUCGAUGCGACCAGUGGUUUGAAUGCAUUUCCCAGUGUUUUAACAAUACUCGGAUUCCUUCCGAAUAGGAAUGCCAUGGAGUUGCCAACAGUAUCGAGACAUGUUAUUGUACCGUUGGUGUCAGACACGCUGCCACCUCUCUGUUCAGUGCUACACUCUACUCUACGCAAUCUAAAGUCAACGGCAAUCGUUGUCAUCAAUGAGAGUGUCGAGUGGUACGGCAUGUUGACUGCAUCGCUCGAGAGCGACACUUCCGUACUGGUACUCUCGACGUUUAUGCCCGGUAGCUACAACACCGAUCCACUCAUUGCCAAAUCGAUGACAGGUUCAUCGCUAACCAUCGAUCUCUCACAGCUAGACGUAGGUCCACUAACAGUACCACCUACAACUACACCGCCACCAACGGCAACAGCAGCAACAACAAACUCUAACAAUGCUAAUGCUUCACCAACCAAUACAUCACCACCACAACAGCAACAACAACAACAACAACAAUCACCAAUUCCAUCGUAUAACGUCAAUCAGAAAGAUAGUACAAACUCUAUUAUCAUAUCUUUUAUUAAACCGGAUGCAUUGCAAUCCGAUUUUACAAAGGUUCAACGUAUUUGUAGAUCCAGUCCAUUGAAAUUCGAGAAUCUUGUGGUUGAAUGCGAGCGUGUCCGUCAGAUUGCUCUGAUUUACCAACAUCCACAACUCCUCCAACAGAUGUCUUUAGUCAUCCGAGAGGAACUUGGAAUCAACUACAUCGAAAGCAUUCCAAUACUUAAAGAUCUAUUAACUCGACUUGAAAUUGGCUCCUACAAAGACGAAAUCAAACUAUAUCGUGAAAGCUCACCAGUUCAACAACCACUACAACAACAACAAACUCAACAAACAAUGUCAUCACCUCCAGCACCACCUUUACCAACAACCUCUAAAAAGAAAUCCGCUGGAAUGAGUGUCAAUAGUUUAUUAAACUUUUAA